Molecule: messenger RNA, 1494 nt
Organism: Habropoda laboriosa
Lineage: Eukaryota; Metazoa; Arthropoda; Insecta; Hymenoptera; Apidae
Gene: Hn
Product: protein henna
Exons: 8
Coding region: 80-1468 (462 amino acids)
Biological process (GO): L-phenylalanine catabolic process; L-tyrosine biosynthetic process
Molecular function (GO): iron ion binding; phenylalanine 4-monooxygenase activity
Source: RefSeq, a predicted model, not a curated record
GACGCUCGCCUCGUGAAAAUCGUGUCACAGUUUCGAUCACGUCCAACCCCUUCUUCAGUUCCGUCGACAAUUCUGCGAAAUGUACGGGAAAGCUAUACCGAAAACUAAAAUUUCUCAGGAUGAUGUGCUGAAUGGUUCACCCCCUGAUAAGCCUAAAUUGGUACAUGGAGGAAACUACAUCAAAGAGGGCAAGGACUCAGCAAAAAGCACCUGUCUGUUAUUCUCCCCGAAAGAGGAAGACUCUGUGGGAGCGUUAAGCAGAUAUCUCAAUCUCUUCGCUAAACAUGAAGUUAAUUUGUUGCAUAUCGAAUCUAGAAGCUCCCUUCGUCAAACGAACGCUUACGAAUUCAUGGUGGAAUGCGCACCAAACGGAAACCUCGGCGCAGUGAUCCAGAGCCUGCGCGAACAAUGUAGCUACUUUUCGAUCAUUUCUAGAAAUCACAAAGACAAUAUGGGAACAGUGCCAUGGUUCCCCAGAAGAAUUAGAGAUCUGGACAAAUUUGCCAACCAAAUUCUCUCUUACGGAUCAGAAUUGGACAGUGAUCAUCCAGGAUUUACCGAUCCAGUUUAUCGACAAAGGCGCAAAUAUUUCGCUGAUUUAGCUUAUAAUUAUAAACACGGCCAACCAAUACCGAAAGUGGAGUACACUAAAGAAGAGAUUGAAACAUGGGGUGUUGUGUUUAGGAACUUGACGAAACUUUAUCCCAAAUACGCCUGCAAGGAGCAUAAUCACGUGUUUCCCUUGCUCAUAGAAAAUUGCGGUUACAGGGAAGACAACAUUCCUCAAUUGGAGGAUAUAUCAAAUUUCUUAAAAGAUUGUACUGGUUUCACACUCCGACCAGUGGCUGGCCUGCUCUCUUCGCGUGACUUUCUAGCUGGCCUGGCUUUUAGAGUAUUUCACUCCACGCAAUACAUUCGGCAUAGCAGUAAACCACUAUACACACCUGAACCCGAUAUAUGUCAUGAAGUAUUAGGUCACGUACCUUUGUUCGCUGAUCCUUCAUUCGCUCAAUUUUGUCAAGUUGUCGGUUUAGCGUCUCUCGGUGCCCCUGACGAGUACAUCGAAAAGUUGGCUACGUGCUUCUGGUUCACGGUAGAGUACGGCAUUUGUCGGCAAAAUGGUGAAUUAAAGGCCUACGGUGCUGGUCUGCUCUCUUCUUUCGGCGAACUCGAGUACUGCUUAAGCAGUAAACCAGAACUGCGACCUUUUGAACCGGUGAAAACAGCGUUACAAAAAUAUCCGAUAACCGAGUAUCAGCCUGUGUAUUUCGUCGCUGAAAAUUUCGAAGACGCGAAACAGAAGAUGAUUAAAUUCGCUGAGACUAUUCCGAGGAAGUUUGGAGUGAGGUAUGAUCCAUACACUCAGAGCAUCAACAUAAUCGAUAGCAAAAAUCAAAUCGAGAACCUCGUGUAUAACGUCAAUCAAGAAGUACAUAUAUUGAUGGACGCUUUAAGAAAAUUGAAGUAAUAGAAUCUGGACAUGUGUAUUUUCGU